AAAAAACUUUAACAGAAAUUAACAGCAAGUAUGUCAUCAAAGGCCAGCAUGAUGCCCAAGAUACCAGAAGCAGUUUGUCUCUAAAGAGGAUGGGAUAACUCUCUUGGUAAUUUCUCUGCAUCCAAAAGGAAACAGGAACUCACCUCCCCCCUCCCCCCCUCAAGCCUCCUCUCCACUCCCCCCACCCCCGCACAAAUACUCCAACCAUUUUCUCUGGGUGGAAAGUUGAAACAGAGCAACGUGCCAGCUGCACCUACCCAGCGCUCCCAGGGGUAGAAGAGCAAAGUUCUAGGACACAGCCUUCCUUCCCAGAGCCCCGAGACCCAGACGCACCCGGCUACCUGCUCCGCGCAGCGCCGCGCCGCGCCGGAGGAGCUGCCGCGGCGGAACAGUUGCGUCUCCAUCUGGCCACCAACCCACCCAAGCUUUCUUCGCCUUCACCACCACCUUCCUUCCUCCCCCUCUUCGCCCCCUCCUUUCCGUCUUCCCUCUCCACCCCCGCCCCUAGUCUCCUCCUCUUUUUCUCACUACAAGCGGCCGCUGAUGCUGAAGCCGAGCGUCACUUCGGCUCCCACGGCAGACAUGGCGACAUUGACAGUGGUCCAGCCGCUCACUCUGGACAGAGAUGUUGCCCGAGCAAUUGAGUUAUUGGAAAAACUACAGGAAUCCGGAGAAGUACCUGUGCACAAACUACAGUCUCUCAAAAAAGUGCUUCAGAGUGAGUUUUGUACGGCUAUUCGAGAGGUGUAUCAAUAUAUGCAUGAAACGAUAACUGUGAAUGGCUGUCCUGAAUUCCGUGCCAGAGCCACAGCAAAGGCAACAGUUGCAGCUUUUGCAGCUAGUGAAGGCCACUCCCACCCUCGGGUAGUCGAACUGCCAAAGACUGAUGAAGGCCUUGGCUUUAACGUGAUGGGAGGAAAGGAGCAAAACUCCCCAAUUUAUAUCUCCCGCAUCAUUCCUGGAGGGGUGGCUGAAAGACACGGAGGCCUCAAAAGAGGAGACCAGCUGCUCUCAGUGAACGGAGUGAGUGUGGAAGGAGAACAUCACGAGAAAGCUGUGGAACUGCUCAAAGCUGCUAAGGACAGCGUUAAGCUGGUGGUCCGAUACACCCCAAAGGUCCUGGAAGAAAUGGAGGCUCGCUUUGAAAAGCUACGGACAGCCCGGCGUCGGCAGCAGCAGCAACUGCUCAUUCAGCAGCAACAGCAAACACAACAAAACCAUAUGUCAUAGGCCUUUGAAGAAAAGCUACUUGAUCAGACACCUGAUAGUCACAAAUCUGAAACCGUGCUUCAGAACCCCAGCACAUAGUGAAGGCAAAAGGCAACACUGAUAAUUAUACCUGUCAAGAAGCUGUGAACACAUGGUGUAUAAAAUCUUUACCAAGGCAA
This is a messenger RNA of Ochotona princeps (American pika), 1388 nucleotides long. It is a transcript of the gene LIN7A, whose product is annotated as lin-7 homolog A, crumbs cell polarity complex component. Lineage: Eukaryota; Metazoa; Chordata; Mammalia; Lagomorpha; Ochotonidae. The record is from RefSeq and is a predicted model, not a curated record. The transcript has 6 exons. Gene Ontology annotation, molecular function: L27 domain binding. Gene Ontology annotation, cellular component: MPP7-DLG1-LIN7 complex; synapse; cell-cell junction. Bases 544 to 1230 code for a protein of 228 amino acids. Gene Ontology annotation, biological process: protein localization to basolateral plasma membrane; neurotransmitter secretion; maintenance of epithelial cell apical/basal polarity.